UUUACAUUAUUGAUGUCUAUUUAUAUAUGUUUGUUGAGUUUAUUCUAGUGUUUAUGCAGGUGAAGAAAAUUUGGGUUCGUUUUCGUCCUGAUGGAGAGCAAGAAUACAAUAUCUAAUGCUAAAGAUCAGCUUCCCACUUCUAACUAUGAUGAAGUUCUCUUGAGGCAUAGUUUGCUCUUUUCCGAUGGGCUAAAGGACUUGAGAAAUGUAAGAGAACAGUUGUACUCAGCUGCAGAGCAUUUUGAAGAUUCUUACAAGAAUGAUCAGAAACAAAUGUUGUUGGAGAGCUUAAAAGACUACAUCUCCAAAUCCCUGAUUAAAACCGUGGACCACUUGGGUUCGGUGACACACAAAGUUAACAAGUUCUUAGAUGAACAUGUCAAUGAUGUAUCCGAAACAAAGCUUCGACUGGCAUGCAUGGAACAGAGCUUACAAACAUGCCAAGAAUAUGCCAACCAUGGUGGACUAUCACAAAAAUCACUGAUGGUGCAGACACUAAAAUACCAUAAGCAUUAUCCUGUCCAAGAGGCUUGCAUUACUGAAGAUAUUAAAGCAGAAAAAGAAAUGAUCCAGUCAUCAGGUUUAAGAAAAGAGGAUUCUGAACAACCUCCUUCUGAGUUCCCAGUUGCUUUUUCAUUUGCAAAGGCUGCAUCACACCAAACAAAGGCAAAACGAUCACGGUCAAUGUCACCACUACGCUUCCCUAUUAAACGAUCUGGGUCAACUGCAAAUCAAUCCACUUGUCCAAGCUUUUCUGUCAAGCUUUCUGCAUCCUCAAAUCAUCGAUCCAUCAGUCCAUGCUCUUCCACUAGCAGGCAACAAGUAAGCCAUACUAUUUCAGUUUUCUGCAAUAGCCAGAAACCAACUGUAGAUUGGAGAUCUCAAUCCGUGUGCCCACAAAGACAAAGCCCAAAAGCUAUGCAAGUCUACUCUAAGAAAACCAGAAACCUUUUCAAAGCCUUGCUUAGCAUGUACAAGUCAAAGAAAAAUAUUAUAUAAUUCAGCCACGAAGAAGUCGUUACUUUCUGGUAGGAUGCUUUCCAGGAAAUGAUUGCCUUGAAUGGUUUUUCCUUGAUCUAAAAGAUAGAAUAUUUCUUACAUAUUACUCGUAUCAUGUAAAGCACAGUACUGCUAUAUCCUAGAAAUAACAUAGCGAAAGCAAUUACAGUC
Erigeron canadensis is the source of this 1170-nucleotide messenger RNA. RefSeq names its product protein ABIL2-like. Bases 91 to 999 code for a protein of 302 amino acids. NCBI's taxonomy places the organism in Eukaryota, Viridiplantae, Streptophyta, Magnoliopsida, Asterales, Asteraceae. The record is from RefSeq and is a predicted model, not a curated record. The transcript is spliced from 7 exons.